This is a messenger RNA of Aricia agestis (brown argus), 4063 nucleotides long. It is a transcript of the gene Mp, whose product is annotated as collagen alpha-1(XVIII) chain-like. Lineage: Eukaryota; Metazoa; Arthropoda; Insecta; Lepidoptera; Lycaenidae. Bases 110 to 3709 code for a protein of 1199 amino acids. The record is from RefSeq and is a predicted model, not a curated record. The transcript has 31 exons.
GUGAGUAUGUUUCAAUGUCAUGCGCGCUAGUGUCCGCGGAAAGCGAUUUUCGCGAGUGACGUCACAGUUCACGUGUGCCGUGUGAUGUUUUGAAUGUGUCAUUUCGAACAUGGAUUUAAACCGGUACGCAAAGGUUCGACGGACCAUUAGGUACCUAUGGCUUGCACUGCUCCUCCACCUGUGUGCAGCCGACGACACACUCUUCGGAUCGAAAUACUCGAACGAUAUACCGGAAUACGACUUGCUGCACGCGAUCGGGGUUCCCUUCAGCAAUCCAAAAACACAAUACUUCGAUGAAGGCCUCGACGGGUUCCCGGCCUACGGUCUCAAACCCGGCUCCGACAUCAAAUCCCCUUACCGGCUCUUCAUGCCGGAGAAGCUCUACCCAGAGUUCUCCAUUACCGCUACUAUACGACCAGCGAACAAAGAUGGCGGAUUCCUAUUCUCCGUCGUCAAUCCCCUUGAGACGGUGGUCCAAUUGGGUGUCCAGCUCAUACCUUCAGGUCCUGGACUCACCAACAUCUCCUUGUUGUAUACCGAUGCUAAUAUGUACACUCUGUCCCAAACGAUCGCUUCUUUCGUCGUUCCGUCGUUCUCUAAGAAGUGGACGAGGUUUGCGCUAAAGGUGACUUACGAUAACGUGACCUUGUACCUGAAUUGUCACGAAUUUGACACUGCGUUGGUGAAGAGGAAUCCUUUGGAGCUGGUGUUUGAUUCGGCGUCUACUCUGUACGUCGGUCAGGCUGGACCUUUAAUCAGAGGGGCGUUCCAUGGUGCGUUUCAAGAGCUCAAGCUGUAUGGAUCACCGUCGCAGGCCGAAGUGCAGUGUGUCAGCACAUUUGCGGAAAUUGGUAAAAGCGGCGAUGACGAGGAGAUAGAUAUUGACAAUUUCUUGGUGGAUCAAGAAGAAGGGGAUGUGGAAGGUUCUGGUCGUUUCGGAACCAUACCCCCGUUUCCACCGCCGCCGCCUGGACUAGAUGGCUACCCUCUUCGACUGCGAGGUGAAAAAGGCGAAAGGGGACCAAGGGGUCCCCCAGGGGAAUCGAUACGAGGACCACCGGGGCCGCCGGGACCACCAGGUCCCCCUGGCACCCUUGUAGCGGGGGUCACGGAGGCUUCAGGAGAUGAGAAGCCCGCUGUCAAGCAAAUAUUCGGUGAGAACUACGCGUCGCUCGGGCAGUGCGGGUGCAACUCCAGCGUCAUACUGUCCCUGCUGGAGAUGGCUCCGGAGCUGAGGGGACCUGUGGGACCGCCGGGCAUCGACGGACCGGAGGGGAGAACUGGCACCCCGGGCUUACCUGGACCACCAGGUCCCACCGGUGAAAGGGGACCAAUAGGUCUACGAGGGGAGAAGGGGGACCGCGGCGACGAAGGACCAAAAGGACCAGAGGGCCAACCCGGUCCUAAAGGGGAGCCCGGCGUGGACGGCCGGCCCGGGACCCCCGGAGUGCCAGGACCACCCGGACCCCCGGGCUCCAAUGACUACACCAACUUUGAGUCUAACUGGAAGCCGCGUCAGAUAUACAAGGAAUCCCUUCUCGGUUCCUACGGAGGCGCUAUCGGUAGGCCCGGAGCUCCGGGCCCUAAGGGCGACGCUGGGCAGCCAGGGCCGAUGGGUCUGCAGGGCGAGAGGGGCUUUGCAGGGCCCAAGGGCGAGAGAGGACAGAUGGGAUACACUGGACCUAAGGGAGAUAGGGGCUACACGGGGGCUAAAGGUGACCGCGGUAUAAAGGGUGAGCGCGGGUCCCCUGGUUUCGACGGAAGACCAGGUACUCCGGGAGCAAAUGGACGAGGUGGUGAAAAGGGAGAAAAGGGUGAGAGAGGUUCCCCUGGUCCCCCGGGACCGCCGCUGUCGACUGCCGUUCUAACUGGUGAAGAAGCAGAACUUAUUGCUGGACGACAGCUGAUACAACCAGAAAAAGGAGAAAAGGGUGAAAAAGGUAGUAGUGGCAUGGAUGGCCUACCUGGCUUACCUGGUAAAGACGGCACACCGGGGGAGAGGGGUGACAUUGGUCCUUCGGGCAUGCCAGGAGUUUCGGGACCAGCUGGACCCCCUGGUCUUAAAGGGGAGCGCGGGGAGCGAGGACCACCGGGACCAGUUAGCGUCACCUCUCAUGCGGGAUCAGAUAUUUUGACUAUUAAGGGUGACAAAGGUGACGUGGGACCAAGAGGUAGAAGAGGUAGGCCGGGGCCAGCGGGCCUGCGUGGUCCUCAGGGGUUGCAAGGUAUUCCGGGACCACCGGGCAGACCGGGGGAUAAAGGAGAUAUUGGAUUACCUGGUUGGAUGACUACAAAGGGUCUGCCAGGGUCACUCGGCGCCCCAGGCACCCCUGGUCCUGCCGGUCCUAAAGGGGAGAAGGGGGACUCGGGCGUGAACAUCGUGGACUUAGCUACGUUAAAAGGCGAAAAAGGUGACAGAGGUGACGACGGCAUACCCGGCGCGAAAGGCGCUCAAGGACCGCCAGGACCACCGGGGGCCACGAGCGUAGGACCAGAGGUGCAGUACCUCCCGGGACCACCUGGACCACCUGGUCCCCCGGGGGUCCCUGGUACCCCAGGGGUCUCCAUCGUAGGACCAAAAGGCGAGCCUGGUGCUGGUUUUUACGAAGAAACCCCAGUACAUGGAAAUACUAAAUACUUUGGAAGACCAGUGCCAAAAAGUCCCCUUGAUCAACUGAAAGCGCUCAAGGACUUAAAGGAUUUGAAGGACAGAGACAAAAUCAAAGAGAGUGCAUUCAUGCACAGCGAGCAGAAAAUGCAUCAUUAUGAUGACUCUCCCGCCAGAACCGUACCCGGAGCUGCAGUGUUCCAAACCACAGAAGAAAUGAUGAGACUGGCUUCGGCGAGUCCAGUGGGCGCGCUGGCCUACGUGAUGGAAGAACAAGCGCUUUUCGUCAAGGUCAACUCCGGAUGGCAGUAUGUUCUGCUGGGAUCACUAGUAACCCAAGCAGCGCCGAUCACAACAACUCCCUCGCCGCCCGCACCACUGCCCGCCGCCAGCCUGCUGCACGCACCACCCAUAUCCAACUUCGUGGAUAGUUCUCCUGAAAUAGCACCUGUUGGACCGAGUCUUCGUCUGGCAGCACUCAACGAACCGCUAUCGGGUGACAUGCAUGGUGUGAGGCGAGCUGACUAUGCUUGCUAUAGACAGGCCAGAAGAGCGGGGCUGAAGGGCACUUUUAGAGCAUUCCUGACUAGCAGGAUCCAAAACCUGGACUCGAUAGUUCGUUACGCCGACCGCCACCUGCCCGUCGUCAACAUACAAGGAGACCUCCUCUUCAAGUCUUUCUCUGACAUCUUCGAUGGCAACGGCGGUGUCAUGGUCGGAACCCCCAGAAUCUACAGCUUCAGCGGGAAGAAUAUCAUGAUGGAUUCCAUCUGGCCGCAGAAGCUAAUCUGGCACGGGUCACACGCGAGCGGAGAGCGGGCUCUAGACACCUUCUGCGAGGAGUGGCAGAACGGAGACCCAGCCGUGCGGGGCAUGGCCGCCUCGCUCUACUCGCAUCGUCUGCUUUCUCAGGAGAGAUAUCCUUGUAACAAUCACUUCAUUGUGUUGUGCGUAGAAGCAACGUCGCAUAUUAGUGUGAGAAGAAAAAGGGAUAUCUCCAGACACAACGUCUCUAAGCACGACGAGGAGUACCUAUACAACGCCGAGGAGUACCAGCAACUACUAAAUGAGAUAUUUGCUCAACCGCUCAGAGAUAAUUGAACCAAGCCAAAUUAAACUUUGAUAAUAACAUGCUAAGGCUGAAAUGUCAGUGGCAUUUUGUAUGAGAUAUUUUCUAGACUGGCUUCUUUGUUCAAAAUAAAUGCUAGAAAACAAAUUUUAUUCAGCCAUGCUAUGAUAAAUUCUUUCGCAGUGUGUAUUUUUGCUUCAGGAUAUCUAAAUAAUUAUGUAACAUCACAGUAAUUGUAGGACUUCUUAACAGAAAAAAAACCGAAGUGUACAAGCUAUAUUGUUCAAUUAUAGAACGUGUGAUUUGUGAAUAAUUACUUUUUUUCUACAAUUCAAUGCAGAAUAUUGCCAUAAUAAUUAUUUCAAUGCAGUGCUGCCAUUCAGAGA